AUGUUCCUUCUGUCGUUGUCGGUUCUCCUCCCUCUUCUCCCGUUGACUCGAUGCUCUUUCUACGAUAACCCGGAGCUUGAGAUCCCCACCGAGUCCGGGACCCCGCUGGACGAACUGAAAGCGAAAUGGGACUUUGAUUGGGGAUUCUCGGGGAUAUCGACCUUUGCACAUCUCCACCAUGUAAAGUGUCUCACGACGCCAUAUGAACCAUUUGAUAUCGGCAUCAUCGGCGCCCCAUUCGACACGGCCGUAAGUUAUCGACCUGGAGCCCGCUUUGGCCCACGCGCCAUCCGCGCCGCCUCAGCACGACAGACCUCCUUCCGGGGCUUCAACCACCGAGCCCAUCUCAACCCGUAUACCUCGUGGCCGGCGAUCCUCGACUGCGGAGACAUUCCCAUCACGCCGUUCGACAAUGCCCUGGCCCUGCACCAGAUGAGCAGCGCCUACCUUGAACUUCUGUCCCGACGACCCCUGAGCUACAGUAACCCGGAAGGCCACGUUCAUCCCAAGCUGAUCACCCUGGGUGGAGACCACUCCAUCGCCUUACCAGCCCUGCGAGCCCUGGAGAAAGUAUACGGCCAGCCGAUUGCCGUGUUGCACUUUGACGCACAUCUAGAUACCUGGCAUCCCGGUGCCUAUCCGAGCGCGUGGGCCGAGACCCCAACGCAAGCCGACUUCACGCACGGUACCAUGUUCUGGGUCGCCAGCCAAGAAGGCCUCAUCAACAACGGCUCCUCCGUACAUGCCGGCCUCCGCACCCGCCUUCUGGGCAACGACUUCCACGACUACGAGGACGACGAGAAGCAGGGCUUCCUGCGGAUUGAGAGUGACGACAUUGACGCGGUAGGCGUGCAGGGGAUUAUCGACCUGAUUAUGGAGCGAAUGGGGACAAAAACCCCAGUCUACCUCUCCGUGGACAUCGACGUUAUCGACCCCGGCCUCGCCCCGGGCACGGGCACGCCCGAACCAGGCGGCUGGACGACACGCGAACUGAUCCAGAUCCUCCGCGGGGUCGAGGACCUGAACCUCGUGGGCGCCGACGUGGUCGAGGUGUCCCCCGCGUACGAGAGCGGGCAUGGCGAGAGCACGGCCCUGGCGGGGGCGCAGGUCGUCUUCGAGAUGCUCACGAGUAUGGUCAAGUGA
This is a messenger RNA of Cladophialophora yegresii CBS 114405, 1143 nucleotides long. RefSeq names its product agmatinase. The transcript has 5 exons. Gene Ontology annotation, molecular function: agmatinase activity; metal ion binding. Bases 1 to 1143 code for a protein of 380 amino acids. The record is from RefSeq and is a predicted model, not a curated record. NCBI's taxonomy places the organism in Eukaryota, Fungi, Ascomycota, Eurotiomycetes, Chaetothyriales, Herpotrichiellaceae.